CACGAACUGUGUGAUAAGAAGACUUGACCCCUCAGUGACGGCUCAGUCAACUGAAAAUCAAAUGUGUGAAUCCGUCCAAAGCGAUGAAGAAAAUGAAAAGCAAGUGUGGGAUUCGAAAUCUCAUACAAAAAAACAUGAAAUGCCUAUGUUGAUCUCUCUUGCCUAUAUUAAUUAGUUCAAUACAGAAAACAAUACACUACCAUUUUCUUUUACACCCAAUGGCUACCAUAUCCAUUGUUUUCUCCCUUCUUUUUAUAUCCUUUGCAGGCGGAAGAGCUCAACCAAAGCAAUCUAGCCAUAUAAGCCCGGGCUCUUCACUCUCUCCCUCAACUCAAAACUCUUCAUGGCUUUCUCCUUCUAGCCGAUUUGCAUUUGGGUUCUACCAGCUGCAGGGCGCUACUGACUUUGCUGUAGGAAUUUGGUUGGUGGGUAAACACAACACAACAGUGGUGUGGACGGCAAUUCUUGAUGAUUCACUGAUCACCUCGAAUGCAAGGCUUGAUUUUACAAAGAGUGGUAUGCUUUGGUUGAGCACUGAGCGAGGACGACACAAACUCAUUCCUAAUGCAACAGGUUCUGUUUCCUAUGCCGCCAUUCUCGACACUGGCAAUUUUGUGCUCUAUGACAAGGAUUCCAACAAAGUUUGGCAGAGUUUUGAACAUCCUACCGACACCAUUUUAGGAGGUCAGACUCUGUUUGCUGGAGGUCAACUCUUCUCCAGCUCAACCAAGAUUGACCACUCAACCGGAUCGCGGUUUCAUCUCAAGAUGCAGGCUGAAGGAAACCUUGUUUUAUCCCCAACAAACACUGGAGACACCAAGGGAGAUAUUUACUGGAGCUCAGAGACUUGGGCUUAUUUUUACCAGUUUCAUCUUUAUCUCAAUAAUACAGGAAGUCUGCUUAUCAUCAACGGCACUAAUUCAUACACACGUAAAAUCUUGAAUGAAAAUAGCGCAUCUUCGGCCCCCAACAAUAAUACAAUAUAUCGUUCUACUCUUGAUUCUGAUGGAAUUUUCCGUCUCUAUUCUCAUGCCUAUGAUGAAAGUGGCGACUUCAAUGUAUCAACUUUAUGGGAAGCGUUGAAAGAUCCAUGUGUUGUGAAAAGUUUCUGUGGUCUCAAUAGCUAUUGCACAUUCAAUGACGACCUACCAUACUGUCAUUGUCUUCCUGGGACUGAUUUCGUAGAUCCGAAUGACAGUUCUCUUGGCUGUGAGAGAAACUUUUCGGAAGCAGUAGUAUGUACAGGUGGAAAAGAAAAUGAAGCCUCAUAUAGCAUCAAAAGGAUGGAUAAUAUGAACUGGGGCGAUCGUCCUUAUUCCAAGGAACCAAUGUCGACAAAGGAAGAAUGCAGCAGGUCUUGUUUGGAAGACUGCUAUUGUGGGGCGGCACUGUUCGAUAGUGUGUCUUGCAGCAAACAAAGUCUCCCGCUGAGAUAUGUAAGAAGAAGUACAGAAGUGGAGACCACGGCAAUCUUUAAGAUUGGUAUGACAAGCCUAAUUAAGAGUAACGAGGUACGCAGUGAAACAACAAUAGUGCAAAUUCUUCUUGUGACUUUUGGGUUUACUGCAUUGUCAUGUGUUGCCCUCGCAAUCUCCGGCCUUUCCGUUUUCAAAGGUCGAAUUUUAAGGUACCGAAGGCUGUUAGAAAAUGGAAACCUGGGCCUGAAUGAGGAGGUCUUAUUGAGAUUGUUUUCAUAUAAUGAGCUCAAAAGAGCAACAAAUGGCUUCAAAGAAGAGUUAGGAAAGGGAUCGUUCGGAGCAGUUUACAAAGGGGCACUAUACAAAGGUAGAAGACUUGUUGCAGUAAAGAGACUAGAAAAACUAGUAGAAGAAGGUGAAAGGGAGUUCCAGGCAGAGAUGCGAGCAAUUGGGAGAACCCACCACAGAAACCUAGUUCAUUUGCUGGGUUACUGCGCCGAGGGCGCUAAAAGGCUUCUGGUUUACGAGUACAUGAGCAAUGGCUCCCUUGCGGAUCUUCUUUUUAGAGCCGAGAGACGUCCAAAUUGGGAUGAGAGAGUCAGAAUCGCAAGGGAUGUUGCUAGAGGGAUCCUCUACCUACAUGAAGAGUGCGAGGCCCCAAUUAUUCAUUGUGAUAUAAAGCCUCAAAACAUUCUUAUGGAUGAUUUUUGGACCGCCAAAAUCUCUGACUUUGGGCUCGCAAAAUUCUUAAUGCCAGAUCAAACUAGGACCUUCACAGGAAUCAGAGGGACAAGAGGGUAUUUAGCACCUGAAUGGUAUAAGAACACUCCAAUUUCAGUGAAAGCGGAUGUUUACAGUUAUGGAAUGGUGCUCUUGGAAAUUUUAUGUUGCAGAAGGAACAUGGAUCUUGACGUAUCAAACGACGAUGAAAUUAUUCUUUCUACUUGGAUCUAUAAAUGCUUCGUUGCGAGAGAGUUGCAUAAGAUUGUGCGCGGGGAAGAAGUAGAUAAGACGACCUUGGAGAAUAUGGUUAAGGUUGGACUAUGGUGUAUUCAAGAUGAACCAGCUCUUCGUCCUUCCAUGAAAAGUGUCCUCUUGAUGUUAGAAGGGAUAACUGAGGUAUCUUUUCCUCCAUGUCCAGCUCCUACGUCCAUGUAAACUUUCCCCUGCAAUAAAAAAUUGUAUCUGAUUUCUUGUAGUUUUUAUUUGCUUCAUGUAUUUUCCUGCACUCAUCACGGAGGGGUAUACACAGAGCAAGCUAGGGUAAGCUUUCGUGUUAAACAUGCAUGUAUUUUUCUUUCAUCAAUAAAAUUAGAGUAAUUUAAUGAGUCACUCUUGCA
This is a messenger RNA of Alnus glutinosa, 2758 nucleotides long. RefSeq names its product G-type lectin S-receptor-like serine/threonine-protein kinase LECRK3. The transcript has a single exon. Gene Ontology annotation, biological process: protein phosphorylation. Lineage: Eukaryota; Viridiplantae; Streptophyta; Magnoliopsida; Fagales; Betulaceae. Gene Ontology annotation, molecular function: ATP binding; protein serine/threonine kinase activity. The coding region runs from base 219 to 2576 and encodes 785 amino acids. The record is from RefSeq and is a predicted model, not a curated record.